AUGUUCAUAAAGUUUAUAAACGCGUCCAUUUUCUAUUUUUGUUAUCAAAUAUACAUAAUUCUUUAUCAAAUAUAUACAAUUCUUUACUAUUCUACUACAUUAUUAUUUAAACCAAAACAAAAAACUUCUCCAAAUAAUAAUGUUUUUUCGGUUAAUAGAUCUGAUUCAUUUGAUUCAUUGCAAUUCGAUUCACCUGAUAAAUUUUUUGUUUUAACUGAUAAAAGACCUCAAGAACGUCAUCAAUCGAAUAUGGAAGGGUUAAAGUCACCUUUAACGAAUCCCAAAUCACUAGAUUUUUUUAUAUCAAAACCAUCAUUACCCAAUAAGACCUCUUCUCUAAAUACCUUUAACGAUAUUUCUGAUGUAAAUAAUGUCGUCGAACCUCAAACCAUUUCUUUCGAAGAUAAUGAUGUUCAAUUCCCGCAAUUUCCUCAUGGGUUUUUAAUAUAUUCUUCACCAAAUGAAUCUCCGUGUACAAAUCGUUCAAUCAAGUAUGGAGAAAUCCCUUUUUCACAAAUGAUUUCUCGUUCAUUAUAUCAGCCGUCCAGUAUAACUCCCUUAAAUCAUAAUGAUAUACAAAGAUAUUUAGAUAAUUCUUUAGCUGAAUCACCAUGCACAACAUGCACAAAUAGAUCUUCUAACUCAUCUAAUAAUUCACUUUUCUCGAAAACUUCAACUCCCAAUUCAUCUUUUACAACAUUUACAACUCCCGGUUCAUCUACAAAAUCUACAACUCCUGAAUCGAAUACAAAAUGUACAACUCCCAGUUCGUACACAAAAUCUAUGACUCUCGGUUCGUACAAAAAAUCUAUAACUCCUGGAUUACAUACAAAAUGCACAACUCCUGGUUCAUAUACAACACAUCCAACAACUGAAUCAUAUACUAAAUGCGGUAAUAUCACACCAAAGAGAACUCGACCAAGUAUUGGUAUUUGUUCACCUGGAAUAUUCUCAUCAGCCUGGAUACCAAGAAGAGAGAUGAAAAUUUUACAUCCUUCAAAACUUUCACCUUCAAUGAUUAAUGAAUUUACUACGACUUAUGCGCACAUUCUUGAGAAGUCAUAUUUUGAAUCAAUAGGUAGAACCAGUAGAAAAUUUCGCCCACCAGAAUUUACAGAAAAAUGUAGAAACGAUUAUUUUACAGAUAAAUUUAUUAUUGAGAAAGUUUUAGGAGUUGGGGAAUUUUCUAUUGCAUAUAAAGUUAAAGAUACGAAAACAAAAAUUUCAUAUGCUAUUAAAAAGAGGAAAGUUCCUUUUGAAUCACAUAGUAACCGAAUCGAAAAUCUGGAAGAAGUAGAAAUAAUGUGGAAAAUAGGAGAACAUUCUAAUUGUGUUCAAUUAUUUUCUGCAUGGGAACAAAAAGGUUUCCUUUAUUUACAAACUGAAUUAUGUGAAUUUGGUACACUUGAAACCUUUUUGGAAUAUAGUGGUAAAUUAAAAGAAUGUGUAAUAUGGAGAAUAAUUACAGACAUUGCACAUGGUCUUGAACACAUUCAUAAGUGCAAUGUUAUGCAUUUAGAUUUGAAACCGGGAAAUAUCUUUCAAUCAUCAAAUGGAAUAUUUAAGAUUGGUGAUUUUGGUCUCUCCGCAAGUUGGCCACCUAAACCAAAUCUUGAUAAACAAGGUGAUUGUCGAUAUCUUUCAUUGGAGGCAUUGAAUAAUUAUUAUGACUUUUCAGCAGAUAUUUAUAGUCUUGGUGUAAUAAUACUUGAAAUGAUGAUAAACAAACUAAGCAAGGACUUAGCAAACAAAAUUCGAUUAGGAAAUUUAAAUAAAUUGAAAUUUAGAAAUAUGUCAAAUGAAAUAAUUACAUUAUCAAAGGCAAUGGUACAAAUUAAUUAUAAGUCAAGGCCAACAAUUCAGCAAAUUGUUAAAAUUUGUAAUAAACAUUAA
Molecule: messenger RNA, 1893 nt
Organism: Diversispora eburnea
Lineage: Eukaryota; Fungi; Glomeromycota; Glomeromycetes; Diversisporales; Diversisporaceae
Source: the annotation of a GenBank genome assembly